This is a messenger RNA of Alnus glutinosa, 740 nucleotides long. Its product is annotated as signal recognition particle 19 kDa protein-like. Gene Ontology annotation, molecular function: 7S RNA binding. The record is from RefSeq and is a predicted model, not a curated record. Gene Ontology annotation, biological process: SRP-dependent cotranslational protein targeting to membrane, signal sequence recognition; SRP-dependent cotranslational protein targeting to membrane. The transcript has 3 exons. Gene Ontology annotation, cellular component: signal recognition particle, endoplasmic reticulum targeting. The coding region runs from base 147 to 560 and encodes 137 amino acids. Lineage: Eukaryota; Viridiplantae; Streptophyta; Magnoliopsida; Fagales; Betulaceae.
GGGUGAAUCUCGCAAUUGCCCUCGACAAACUUGUUUCAGGUUCGCCCAUACAGAGACGACGUCGUAUUACCUCGUGUUGGACUUGUUCACAUAUUAAUCUGUGAAUUUUAUGGUUGUUUGGGGUUUAGGGUUUUUGAAUCAGAGACAUGGACGGUGGAGGAGGAACAGUGAAUGUAAAGAGGUGGACAGUGUUCCACCCAGUUUACAUAAACUCGAAGAAAACAGUGGCGCAAGGGAGGCGGAUAGGCCUCGGCAACGCAUGCGAAAAUCCCACUUGCGCCGAGGUCGCCGAUUGCUGCGCCCAUCUCAAGCUCCCUUCUGCUAUUGAGAUAGAUAAGGCUUAUUCGCGCGACUUCAUGCAAAUGGGGAGAGUGAGGGUAUUGUUGAAAAGGGAGGAUGGGACUCUGUGCAACCCAGCCAUUUCUUCCAGAAAACAGCUGAUGCUCCGUGUUGCUGAGUUGGUACCUCGGCAUCCUGGGAGGGCUAAGAAGCAGGAGCCUGCAUCCACAUCAAUUGCUGGACCUUCCAAAUCCAAAAAGGGUGGAAGAAAGAACAGAUAGAUCCGAUAAUGUUUUCAAUUCCCACUAACAUCACCAGAAGAAAAGAAAAAUUCAAUAUUUUAACUAAUAAGAAUUUGGGUUAAAUACCAUUUUAGAACAUGUGGUUUGCAGGUUUAUCAAAACAUGGUUUUCAAAACUGUCAAAUUAUGCUACUUGAGUUUUACAAAUUUUUUGUUUUCA